Beta vulgaris subsp. vulgaris (sugar beet) is the source of this 1743-nucleotide messenger RNA. RefSeq lists its product as uncharacterized. The record is from RefSeq and is a predicted model, not a curated record. Bases 1 to 1743 code for a protein of 580 amino acids. NCBI's taxonomy places the organism in Eukaryota, Viridiplantae, Streptophyta, Magnoliopsida, Caryophyllales, Amaranthaceae. The transcript has 9 exons.
AUGGUGUAUGGAUUCAAUGAAGCUAAGGAGAGGGGAAAAUUAUGGGAAGACAUUGAGAGAAUAAGUGGCAGUGUCACUGGAGCUUGGGUGGUUUGUGGUGAUUUUAACAAUGUAUUGCAGCUCAAUGAAAGAGUGGGAUCAACUGUAACUCUUGAGGAGGUUGCAGAGUUUAGAAUGUGUUUAAGAAGGGCUCAACUACAGGAGCAAACUACCUCUGGACCGUUCUAUACAUGGUCAAAUAAACAGGAGGGAGAGGCUAGAGUAUUUUCAAGAAUAGUAGGGUUGUGGUUCUUUAAUAUGUGGACACAAGCUGAUGGGUUUUUGCCAAGGGUUCAAGCUGUCUGGCAACAAUCUAUACAAGGUGUCCCAAUCUUAUCAACACCUGUUAAGACACAGGAGGAGGUGCAUAAGGAGCCUACAAAUGCUGAGUUGCAUAAGUUGGAAGAAGAGGCUAGGAAACGUUAUGUAGAGUUGAAUAAAGCUCGAUUAAGUUUUCUGCAUCAGAAAGCAAAACAAGAGUGGAUAAAGAAAGGGGAUGCUAAUACUGGGGUGAAGAAUGAGGAAGGUGUUUGGCAAGAGAAAAGUGAGGAUAUUGAACAAGCUUUCUUGGGGUUCUAUCAGCAACUUCUGGGUACUAGGAAGCCAACAACAGCUAGUGUAAGCCCUACAAUUAUCAGGGAGGGUGCAAUAUUGGAGGAGAGACACCAACAUGAGCUACAAAUAAACUCCACUAUUCUUUGUCUAAUUCCUAAAGUAGCUCAACCUGUUGAUGUGACACAGUUUAGACCCAUUGCUUGUUGCAAUGUUAUCUAUAAGAUAAUAUCUAAAAUGCUGUGUAGUAGACUGAAAGAUGUUCUUCCACAUCUUAUUGAUCAAGUACAAAGUGCUUUUGUGGCUAAUCGAUAUCUGGUGGUGAGAGCUCUGAAAGCCUUUGAAAAUGUUUCAGGCCUGGAAGCAAGUAAAGAGAAGACAGCAAUCUAUUUUGGCAAUGUUCAGCAGGAGAUCCAAAAUAGAAUCAUGCUACUCACUGGCUAUAAGAAAGGAAGUUUUCCUUUCAGAUAUUUGGGUGUUCCCAUCACAUCUAAAAGAAUCUCUAGAGCUGACUGUGAUAUCUUAGUGGAGAAAAUCAUGAAAAGAAUAAUGUGCUGGAGCUCGAGGCAUUUGUCCUAUGCUGGUAGGACAACAUUGGUUAAUUCAGUGCUACUGAGCCUGCAUACCUACUGGGCUCAAGUAUUCUUGUUGCCUAAAAGUGUGUUAAAAAGGAUCACUCAAGUCUGUAGAGCAUUCUUGUGGGAAGGAAGAUCGUUUCUACAGAAGACUCCACUAGUUGCCUGGGAAGGCUGCACUUGGGAAAUUUUCUGGCAAAUUGCACAGAAGCAAGACCUUCUAUGGAUUAAAUGGAUCCAUAGUGUAUAUCUGCAUGAUGGUGACUGGUGGGAGUAUGAAGCUCCUAAAAUGCAAGCUGGAUAUGGAAGGCUUUGUAAUGUAAUGGUUUGGAUUGGGAUUCGAACAAGGAAUCAGGAGAAUUUGUACACAGCAUGGAAGAGAUGGAGCAGAAGUUUUAAAAGCAAGAAACGUCAGAGAGUAUGUUACUCAGUGAUAGCAGCACUGGUUUAUCAUGUGUGGAGAAUGAGGAACUAUAGCUACUGGAAUGAUGCUGUACCAGAAUUGAAGGAGUCAGUAGAGCAAUCAAACUUGAUGUUGUUGAUGUUUGAUAGCUUUGGUUGUAAGAAGGUGCUUUAA